Messenger RNA from Sesamum indicum (sesame), 2056 nucleotides. It is a transcript of the gene KAN2, whose product is annotated as Homeodomain-like superfamily protein. The record is from RefSeq and is a predicted model, not a curated record. Gene Ontology annotation, cellular component: nucleus. NCBI's taxonomy places the organism in Eukaryota, Viridiplantae, Streptophyta, Magnoliopsida, Lamiales, Pedaliaceae. Gene Ontology annotation, biological process: abaxial cell fate specification; regulation of DNA-templated transcription. Gene Ontology annotation, molecular function: transcription cis-regulatory region binding.
UACUUCACACAAGAAAAAAAACAAACCAUUCACUUCACUACAUUGUUUACUUCUCUCUUCCCUUCUCCUACUUCCAUCUCUCUCUCUCUCUCUCCCUCAGCCUCAAAAAUCUCUGCAUCUACUACCUCAAUUCUUGUCAGAAAAUACCCAUCUCAAACCCGGAAAUUGUGUCCUUCUCUCCUGAUUAUCACCCAAAACUCCCCCAAGAAUCCUGAAUUCUUCCAAUCCUCUUACAACCCUAGCAACUCAGAACUGCUCCAAACAAGGAGAAGAAGAAGAAGAGGAAGAAGAAGUCAUACUAUUGCGAUAAACAGAGCAACAGAGGUAGCUAGCAAGAACCUAAGAUAGACAUUUCACAGCAACCAAACACCAGAAGAAAAAGGGUUUCAGUUGUAUGGAGCUCUUUCCUGCACAACCAGACCUUUCCCUCCAAAUCAGCCCACCAAACACCAAACCCUCAUCCACAAGCUGGAGACGAAGAGCUGAAGACGGUAUGGAUACUUUGGGCUUCUGGAAAAGGGCCCUCGACUCAAAAACUCCCAUCUCAACUCCAAUGACGCCGGAAUCCGACAACCGGCGUUUCGACCUCUCCUCGACCAAUCACAGGAGGGUUUUCUCAGACCACAACGCCAGUAUCAACUCCUCCAACCACCAUCUCCGCUACCUCCUCCACCACGGCGGUGGAGGCGCAGCCCAUUUCCUCCACCAGCCCCACCAAGGACUUAGCCAAGAGCUCAACUUCUUGAGGCCUAUUAGAGGAAUUCCAGUCUACCAAAACACUUCUCCGCCAGUUCUAGUGCCAUCUACUUCUGCCAACACUUUGAAUAACACAACUCCCUCACACACUCCUACCAAUUACCACUCUCAAGAACUACUGCGAUCCCGGUUUCUGUCGAGGUUUCCGGCCAAACGCAGCAUGCGGGCGCCCCGAAUGCGGUGGACUACGACGCUUCAUGCUCGGUUUGUUCAUGCUGUUGAGCUCUUGGGGGGCCAUGAAAGAGCAACACCCAAGUCAGUUCUUGAACUCAUGGAUGUCAAAGAUCUCACCUUAGCUCAUGUUAAGUCUCAUUUACAGAUGUAUCGUACGGUAAAAUCAACCGAUAGAGCUGCAGCUACUUCAGGACAAUCAGAUGUAGUUGAAAACGGGUCGUUCGGAGACACUUCGGAUGAUUUUCUGUUGGAGAUUCAGAAUUGUAAGAAGUCUGAGGUAUCAUCAUCAGUCCAACAGGGAAGACAAACUACUAUGAAAAAUGACAUGGAUUACCAUGGUUUGUGGAGCUAUUCCUCAAGCAGGGAAGACCGGUUGCAUGGGAAACCCACUGACUCUGGAGGAGGGAACAUACAGUCCUCUACAUUUGAGACAUGCAUGCAGAAAGAGAUGGAACCGAAAUGUCUAAAUUAUGACAGAAUAUCAGAAGCAAGCUCAUCAAGUGCAUCAGAGACGAGCCCAAAGAAGAAGCCUAAUUUGGAGUUCACGCUGGGCAGGCCACACUGAAAAAAAUCUUGUGUUUGGCAGUGUACAACUACUCAUAGUGAAAUCAUUACAGCUCUGGUGAAGAGAGAUGAGAGAGAAAGAGAGAGAAUCAGGUGCCCACUGAGGAAAAAUCAGAAGGGAAAAGAGAGAGAGAGCUAAAGAAAGACAAGGCGACAAGAAAGACAGAAAGCAAACAAAAGGGAGAGAAAAAGAGGAAAAAGAGAAAAGGCCAUGCAUGCAUGUGGUUGCUGUCAAAGUUUGAGAUUCAGUAUUAAUCAAUAUCUUAUUAUAAUAUUAAUUAUUCCUAAGUAAAUAUUAUAUAUUAUGAAAAACCUAAUUGAUUUUUGUAUUUGUUGUGAACUUAUAUAUAUAUAUAUAUUUAUAUAUAUAGCUAGAAAAAAGAGGGAAAAGAGAAAGGGUUUGAUGAGGAUGAUGAGUCAAUUAGAGGGGUUGAGAAUUAAUUAAGUUAUCCUUGAUAAUUGUAUGAUGAGGCACUUUUUUAUAUUUUAAUUUUGACAAAAGAAAUAUGGUAUUAUAUUUUUGAAAAAAGAGUUUGAGCUCUUUUUAUACUUAUUCGGAUUU